UAGUAUUUCUAAGGAGUGCGCUUUGUUUGUUCGAAAUUCGGAAAGCACGAAUUCGGAUGUGCUUAAUAAUCCGUUAUGUCUGAAGCGGACGGUGCAAAGGUGGAGCUAUCUGUAAGAGGUGUGUUGUAGCUAAGCUACGCAUCCCCUGUUAGUUAAGAAGCCAGUGCAUUGAAGCGGAAAGAUAUGGCGGAUCGGUAUCGCGGAACGCGGAUUUUAGAGUAGAGUCACCGUUAGCUCGUGGGUCUCCACAUGCAGCAACCUCCACGUGGUGAGACCUGGGUCGUUAAUACUUGCGAAGUCUAAUUGUAAAUCUUAUAACGCAAGUAUUAUCGAGCGAAUGGCUGCAUACUGUAUUACUUUUCCAAUAUUUUUUCAAUCUAACUCCAACUAAACAAUAACAUAUCUGCAUUUUAUAUUGCUAAUAAUACUUCAAUAAAUAAAUAAAAAAAUAUAGCAGAAUUAUAAAAUAAUUUCUUUGAGAAACGAAAAGAAAAUUUUUCUAUUAUACUUUUAUAUCUGCUGUCAUUUCUAUUUAUUCUCAUUUUCACGAUUUCGGUAUUCUGGUUUUGCUCGGAUGAAGCUAUCUUUCUCUCUCUCCUCUCUCUCUCUCUCUUUCUCUCUUUUUUUCUCUCUCGCUCUCUCUCUCUCUCUCUCUCUCUCUCCUCCCCUUUCCAAUCUUUACAAAUCCGAAAGGUGAAUAUGAGUUACAUAAUUGUAAAUGUUGAAGUAAUUCACUAGACCGGAAGACUAACACAAUUUGGAUACGAUCAGUGGCUUUCUAGCAAAUAAAUUAGUAUAAAUGCAUCGUGCAAGCAUACUAUACAAUUAUCUCCAAUGCCAUUAUAUAUCCCAUAUUCUUGAAGAGUCUCGUUCACACUGAAACAUCGAAUUGAGAAUAUGAGUGAAUGAGGAUAUCUUAAAAUCGGUGAAAAUAAGUGUAUCAUUGUCAAAAAAAAAAAAGAUAAUAAGGUUAUAAAAAUUUCAGUGAAAAAUGUUUGAAGUAUUGGUGUUCACGAAAUUAUUUUAUCAUAGAUUACCUAUGCAAUUUUACAUUUUAUUUAAUUUACGUUAUCAACAAUGACAAAUCUUAUCGAUUAAUGUAAUUGCAAUUACAACGAAAAUUCAUUUAUGUCUGAUUAAUCUCGAAAAAAAGUAAUUUAAAAAUGGCCGAUGUGCGCAUGCGCGAUUAUAGAGUUAAAGGCAGGAAUAAUUCUUGAAGGAUUGUUUGGCGAUUAGGAUCAGUUGAUAUAUUUUGUAUUUCUACGAAGAAUUUGUAAUUGUAUAUAAUAAUGAUUUACUAUUAUGACAGUGUGGAAUUGUGUAAUUAAAAAUGAGAUUAUUUUACUUCAGAAAGGCAUGCUAUUUUUAUUAAUUAAUUGAUUAAAUAAAUAUAGAAUGAAAGUGAAAAAAAAAGUUAUAUAUGUUCAUAUUAUUAUAAACUUUAAUUGAUGAUUUUUCGCAAAAUUAUGUCAUCCCUUGCGUUGAAUAAACUUAAAAAGAGGACAGUAUCAGAUGUGAUUAAAAAGCCUAAAAGAAAAGUUGAUAGAUUCGAUGGACUUACUGUGGAAGAAGUUCAAAAGUAUACUCUACCUGAUUAUCUCAAGGAAAAUCUUGAUAUGGUCUUUAUCGGUAUAAAUCCAAGUUUGAUGGCAGCCCAUCGUGGCAAAUAUUAUGCAGGUCCUGGUAAUCAUUUUUACAAGCUUUUAUAUGGAUCAGCCUUAAUUCCAAAAUGUAUCAGUUUUGAGGAAGAUCACAAGUUAUUACAAUAUGGAAUUGGAUUAACAAAUAUAGUCACAAGACCUACUAGAUCUUCUGCGGAUCUAAAACGAACAGAAAUCAAAGAAGGCGCUAAGAUUGUUGAAGAAAAAUUGAGGCUAUUUAAACCAAAGAUUGCUAUUUUUAAUGGAAAGUGUAUUUAUGAAGUAUAUUCUAAUAAAAAUAGUAAAUCACCAUUUCAUUUUGGAUUGCAAUCAGAACUCAUAGGAGAUACUGCUGUUUGGGUUGUACCUUCUAGCAGUGCUCGUUGUGCUAAUUUUCCUCGAAUGAUAGACAAAUUACAUUUUUAUUCUGCAUUAAAGAAAUAUUUGAAAUUUUUAAAGGGUGAAAUCAAAGAGAUUGAUAUAAGUGAAUUUUUCUUUGAAAGAAAAUGCAAACAAUUUAUACCAAGUACCUCUAAAAUGUGGAGACGUAAAAAUAUAUCAGCUUUCUUGCAUGGUGGUAGAAUAGCCAAUAAAAAUACUAUUUAUUUGGAUAAUUCAGAUGAAAAUAUAGCAAUUGCCUGCAGCACGGAAUUUAUUGUUAAAGAAUUAGAGCAGAAGAAAUAUAAUGAUGACAAAAAUGAAGAGGAAGAGCAAUUGAAAAUACAUGACUGCCCUUUGAGAGAAAAUUUCAAAUCAACAAUUAAUGAAACAUUUGAUGAAAGUGUUGAAGACAGAUUACAGAAGAAUAUUGAACCUAAAUCUGCAAAUGUAAAAACUGAAAUUAAAUGUAACAAAAAACAUAAAAAAAAUAAAAGACCUUCUCCUAAAAACGUUCAUGUAAAAAGAUUAUCUAAAACAAAUGAUUCGUUGGAUUUUGUCAAAUUAAUAAAACAGAGACUUUUAGAAAAAGCAAAUGAUGUUGAAGCUAUACAAAAAAAAUAGAGAUUCUCAAAAAUUAAAACUGUAAACUAAUAAAUAUUCGUACGCUUUAUAUUUAUAAACUGCAUUUAUAAUUCUAAUCUAUUCUUUCCUUCCAAUAUUUAUAUGUAUACAACGUGUAACACUUAAUUCAAGCACUUAAAAUAUUUAUUUUAUUUUUGAUAAUACGAAAAAAAAGAAUUUCCAAUGCAGAGAUAUUUUCAGUGCUCAAAUUAGGUAAUAUUUUCUAAUUAUUCAUUUAUCUUCUUUAUUUUAGAUAUUAGUUUAUUCAGACGCAUAAACGUAAAUAAAUAAAUAAAUAAAUGUUAUGGCAUGUUAUUUUAUAUUUUUUUUUAUUUUUAUAAACAUGCUAAAAUACAUUUUGAUGUAUGAAUUUUCCCUAAAAAAUAAUCUUUUAAAUCAAUAUUUAGUUUUCCCUUGAAUCCUUUAAACAAUAUAUAAACUAUAUAGAAAAUAAACAAGUUAUUAGCAAUUUGGUAUAAAAAGCCCUCUUACGCACGACCUUAUGUUUUCCUUAUAUAAUGGAAAAUGUAACGAACAAUUCAUAUCUUCGAAACUACUAUAAGAUAUCCAACAAUUUUUUUUACAUAGAUUUUUAUUUUUCAUAUAAAAAUCUAAACAUAUUUACUUUACCGUCUCUACUAACGACAAUGAAUUUACUUAAAAUUUAUACAAAUACUGAAAUGAAUUGCAACGAAAGAAAUGGUAGACAUUAUUACCAUUAGAUAUGCAACGAAAUUUAGAAAAUAAAAUUUGAAAAAAAAAUAAA
Molecule: messenger RNA, 3408 nt
Organism: Vespa crabro (European hornet)
Lineage: Eukaryota; Metazoa; Arthropoda; Insecta; Hymenoptera; Vespidae
Product: G/T mismatch-specific thymine DNA glycosylase-like
Exons: 1
Coding region: 1449-2642 (397 amino acids)
Biological process (GO): base-excision repair, AP site formation
Cellular component (GO): nucleus
Molecular function (GO): mismatch base pair DNA N-glycosylase activity
Source: RefSeq, a predicted model, not a curated record